AUGGAAGAGUCAAACAUCCAGCCGGUUUCCGCCCCAGUAACAAUAUGCGGCGAUAUUCACGGCCAAUUCUAUGACCUUCUCGAGCUGUUCCGCGUUGCAGGCGGCAUGCCGAAUGACAGCAAUAUUGAAUCUCCAACGGCCCCACCAACUAUUAUCACGUCAGAUAAUAUCGAGCCACCAUCCUCCAUCACAGAUCCGAAAUUAAGGAAGAAGAUCAGGCAAAAUGUCGACGGUCCGAAUACUGGCGGUGCAGAUGAGAACGAACCUUCUUCUCCCCCAGAUGAUAAGUUCCCUGACAAAAUUACGCUCGUCCGGGGCAACCACGAAUCACGACAGAUCACUCAAGUUUACGGAUUUUACGAAGAAUGUUUUCAGAAAUAUGGCAACGCCUCCGUAUGGAAAGCAUGCUGCCAGGUGUUUGAUUUUAUGACCCUCGGGGCCAUAGUGGAUGGGAAGGUACUCUGCGUACAUGGCGGCCUAAGUCCAGAGAUUCGCACGCUGGACCAGGUGCGCGUUGUUGCCAGGGCCCAAGAGAUCCCACAUGAAGGCGCCUUCUGCGAUCUCGUCUGGUCGGACCCGGACGACGUAGAGACGUGGGCGGUGAGCCCAAGGGGUGCUGGCUGGUUAUUUGGUGACAAAGUAGCGGAAGAAUUUUGCCAAGUGAAUGACCUAACGCUGAUCGCGCGCGCCCACCAGCUCGUAAACGAGGGCUACAAAUAUCACUUCCAGAAGCAGAACGUGGUGACAGUAUGGAGCGCGCCGAAUUACUGCUACCGGUGUGGUAACAUGGCAUCAGUGUGCGAAAUACGCGAGGACCUGAAGCCGACGUUCAAGCUAUUUUCGGAGGUGCCGGACGAUAUGAGACAUGUGCCCAAUGUGAGGCCCGGGAAGAUUUUGAGCACCCACACGCUUCUCGAGCUUUAA
Histoplasma mississippiense is the source of this 924-nucleotide messenger RNA. RefSeq names its product serine/threonine-protein phosphatase 6. The transcript has 5 exons. Bases 1 to 924 code for a protein of 307 amino acids. Gene Ontology annotation, cellular component: cytoplasm. The record is from RefSeq and is a predicted model, not a curated record. Gene Ontology annotation, biological process: G1/S transition of mitotic cell cycle; peptidyl-serine dephosphorylation. Gene Ontology annotation, molecular function: protein serine/threonine phosphatase activity. Lineage: Eukaryota; Fungi; Ascomycota; Eurotiomycetes; Onygenales; Ajellomycetaceae.